Papaver somniferum (opium poppy) is the source of this 875-nucleotide messenger RNA. RefSeq names its product secoisolariciresinol dehydrogenase-like. The transcript is spliced from 2 exons. The record is from RefSeq and is a predicted model, not a curated record. Lineage: Eukaryota; Viridiplantae; Streptophyta; Magnoliopsida; Ranunculales; Papaveraceae. Gene Ontology annotation, molecular function: oxidoreductase activity, acting on the CH-OH group of donors, NAD or NADP as acceptor. Bases 48 to 875 code for a protein of 275 amino acids.
GGUUAAAGCACAUUCUUCCUUCAUAUUUAGCUGGGGUACUGCAAACAAUGGGAAGCUCAUCACUCUUCUCUUCACUUGCAAGAAGAUUAGAGGGGAAGGUGGCAUUGAUCACCGGAGGGGCUAGUGGCAUCGGGGAGUGCACGGCUAAAUUUUUUAGUCAACAUGGUGCUAAAGUCAUGAUCGCCGAUAUACAGGAUGAUUUAGGUCAUUUGGUAUGCAAAUAUAUUGGCCCUGGAUCAGCAUCUUAUAUCCACUUUGAUGUCACGGAUGAGAACCAAAUUCGAAAUGCGAUUGAUACAACUGUUGCUAACUAUGGGAAGCUGGAUAUUAUGUUCAACAAUGCAGGCAUUAUAGACAAGCCCAAACCAAGAAUUUUGGACAACGAUCUAUCAGAUUUCGAACAAGUCCUAAAAGUGAAUGUCACCGGAACUUUUCUCGGAAUCAAACACGCAGCCCGUGUUAUGAUCCCUGCACGCCAAGGUAGCAUAAUAUCAACAUGCAGCAUUAGUUCGAUUACUGCUGGGCUUGCAUCUCAUGCUUAUACGUCUUCGAAACAUGCCAUAUUGGGGCUAACUAAGAACACCGCCGUUGAGUUAGGACAGUUUGGUAUUCGAGUGAAUUGCAUAUCCCCUUAUGGAGUGGUGACUCCUAUGUGUAGGAAAUUUGGUACGAUCGAGGUUGAGGUGCUAAGAGAACAUUUGCAUUCAGUUGCUAAUCUCAAGGGGUUGAUACUUGAGGCAGAGGAUAUAGCAAAGGCUGCCCUUUACUUGAGCACGGAUGAUUCGAGGUAUUUGAGUGGGCACAACCUUGUCGUCGAUGGGGGCUUUAGCAUUGUUAAUCCUUCUUUCGCCAUGUUCAAAUAUCCUGAUUCUUGA